AAAAAAACAUACAAACUUGGUUUCUUUGAUCAUCUAUAGUACUCAUUAGCAAGGAUCAAUGGCAGGGACUAGUAAAACAACUCCAUAUUUCGAGGACUUAUUGCCGGCGAUGGCGGAUAAGCUAGGAGGAGACGGGCUGAUGAGGGAGUUGUGCAAUGGGUUCGAGCUGUUGAUGGACAAGGACAAAGGGGUGAUCACCUCGACGAGCUUGAAGAGCAACGCCGCAAUGCUGGGCUUGCAAGAUUUGAGAGACGAUGAGCUUGCCAGCAUGGUGAGGGAAGGUGAUCUGGAUGGCGAUGGGGCUCUCAAUGAAAUGGAAUUUUGUGUGUUGAUGUUCAGAUUGAGCCCUGGAUUGAUGGAAGAGUCCUACUUAUUGCUCCAAGAAAUACUUGAAGAUGACCUCAAAACUGCUGGGUUCUAACAUUAUUUUAUACAU
Hibiscus syriacus is the source of this 436-nucleotide messenger RNA. Its product is annotated as calcium-binding protein PBP1-like. Bases 59 to 421 code for a protein of 120 amino acids. The transcript has a single exon. Gene Ontology annotation, molecular function: calcium ion binding. The record is from RefSeq and is a predicted model, not a curated record. Lineage: Eukaryota; Viridiplantae; Streptophyta; Magnoliopsida; Malvales; Malvaceae.